Molecule: messenger RNA, 1492 nt
Organism: Panonychus citri (citrus red mite)
Lineage: Eukaryota; Metazoa; Arthropoda; Arachnida; Trombidiformes; Tetranychidae
Product: DDB1- and CUL4-associated factor 13-like
Exons: 3
Coding region: 116-1447 (443 amino acids)
Biological process (GO): maturation of SSU-rRNA from tricistronic rRNA transcript (SSU-rRNA, 5.8S rRNA, LSU-rRNA)
Cellular component (GO): nucleolus; small-subunit processome
Molecular function (GO): protein binding
Source: RefSeq, a predicted model, not a curated record
UGGAUUCGCUCCUUUUCUUUUAAUUUAAAUUGAUUUGUUAAUAGCAAAUUGCAAUAUUCUAAUUAUUUUUUUCGAAUAAUUGCUUCUAACCUAUUCUAUUCUCUAUUAUUCAACUAUGAAAGUUGAAGUUAUAUCCCGAAGUGCUCAAGCUUAUGUGAGAGAAACAAACAAGGAUGUUCACAAAGUUCAAAGGAACCUUGAUUCACGUCUUCAUCCUCUUCAAAUACCACGAGAGUACAAGAGAGCAUUGAAUGCUGUAAAAUUAGAUAAAAUUUUCGCAAAACCCUUUUUGUUUUCUUUAUCUGGUCAUAUUGAUCCAGUUGAAUGCCUAAUGAAACACCCUAAAAGUUUGUCUACACUAAUAUCGGGCUCGUUUGAUGGUCAAAUUAAAGUUUGGGACCUCAUGAAGAGGAAAUGUGUCCAGUCCAUCCAAGCCCAUGAUGGUCCUGUUUCUGGCUUGUGUAUACCACAACACGGGGACUAUUUCUUCUCUUGUGGUGACACUAAUGUCAUAAAAAGAUGGCAUAUAAAUGAGGCCAAUAAAGAUGAUCGACCAAUCACCUCAAUCGUUACAAAAACAAGUAUUGUUGGUAUCGAUCAUCACAAGAAAAAACAAUAUUUAAUUACUUGUGGAGAAACGAUUGACCUUUGGGAUGAAUCGCGACCAUCGCCUCUUAAAACCUUCAAUCCGACUUUUGAUUCUUCGUACACAAUCAAAUUUAACCCAAUUGAAUGUGACAUUUUCGCUUCCACAGCGAAUGAUCGCAGUAUUACCUUAUUUGACAUUCGCCAAAAUGAACAUUUGAGAAAAGUGAUCAUGUCAAUGAGAACAAAUAAUAUCGCAUGGAAUCCAAUGGAAGGAUAUCAUUUCACAGCAGCAAAUGAAGAUCAUAAUUUAUACACUUUCGAUAUGCGGAAUCUUUCAGAACCAUUGAAAGCCCAUGUAGAUCACAUUUCUGCCGUAAUCGAUGUUGAUUAUUCACCAACAGGAAGAGAAUUGGUCAGCGGAAGUUAUGACAAAACUUUAAGAAUCUUUCGAGAAGGUGCUGUCCACAGUCGAGAAGUUUACCAUACGAAACGUAUGCAAAGGUUGACCAGCGUUUUAUGGACAUUAGACUCCAAAUAUAUUUUAUGUGGAUCGGAUGAGAUGGACAUUCGAGCCUGGAAGGCAAAUGCCUCUGAGAAACUUGGUCCUAAAGGUUCAAAAGAAGAAAUCAACUUCAGAUACCAAGCGAAACUUAAAGAAGCAUAUGCUCAUCAUCCAGAAAUUAAAAGGAUCGCUCGACAUCGUCACCUACCUAAACAUGUUUACCAUGGAAAGAAAGAGAAAGACGCCAUGGUUAACGCCAUAAAGAGGAAAGAGGGCAACAAGAGAGCUCAUUCAAAACCAGGAACAGUUCCAAUAACGAAAAUAACUGAACGAGCGAUUGUUAUCGAAAGUGAAUAAACAGAUGAUUCACAAUUCUAGAUGGAUUCUAAUUUGCAAUAUUAA